Oncorhynchus keta (chum salmon) is the source of this 876-nucleotide messenger RNA. Its product is annotated as skin secretory protein xP2-like. Bases 1 to 876 code for a protein of 291 amino acids. NCBI's taxonomy places the organism in Eukaryota, Metazoa, Chordata, Actinopteri, Salmoniformes, Salmonidae. The record is from RefSeq and is a predicted model, not a curated record. The transcript has 2 exons.
AUGGCCACCCCGCAGCCGUUGCCCGCUGAGAGAAGAAAAGGAAGUUUGUGUCCGAAACUGUUUCAGAUCCAGCUGUGGGGUGAGAGCCCCAAGGCAGGGAGCACCAGACGCCAGCCCCAAGGCAGGGAGCACCAGACCCCAGCCCCAAGGCAGGGAGCACCAGAUCCCAGCCCCAAGGCAGGGAGCACCAGACCCCAGCCCCAAGGCAGGGAGCACCAGACCCCAGCCCCAAGGCGGGGAGCACCAGACCCCAGCCCCAAGGCAGGGAGCACCAGACCCCAGCCCCAAGGCAGGGAGCACCAGACCCCAGCCCCAAGGCAGGGAGCACCAGACCCCAGCCCCAAGACAGCGAGCACCAGAUCCCAGCCCCAAGGCAGGGAGCACCAGAUCCCAGCCCCAAGACAGGAAGCACCAGAUCCCAGCCUUAAGACAGGGAGCACCAGAUCCCAGCCCCAAGGCAGGGAGCACCAGACCCCAGCCUUAAUACAGGGAGCACCAGAUCCCAGCCUUAAGACAGGGAGCACCAGACCCCAGCCCCAAGCCAGGGAGCACCAGACCCCAGCCCCAAGCCAGGGAGCACCAGACCCCAGCCCCAAGGAAGGGAGCACCAGAUCCCAGCCCCAAGGCAGGGAGCACCAGAUCCCAGCCUUAAGACAGGGAGCACCAGACCCCAGCCCCAAGCCAGGGAGCACCAGACCCCAGCCCCAAGGAAGGGAGCACCAGACCCCAGCCCCAAGCCAGGGAGCACCAGACCCCAGCCUUAAGACAGGGAGCACCAGACCCCAGCCCCAAGCCAGGGAGCACCAGACCCCAGCCUUAAGACAGGGAGCACCAGACCCCAGCCCCAAGCCAGGGAGCACCAGACCCCAGCCUUAA